AAAUUACUCCUCGCUGGAAUCGGAGAGGCGAAAUGACGCCGGUUGGUGAAAGCUUCGGGAAGCCAAUUGCCUGGGCCGAUGUGUCUUCGCCUCUCUCGAUGAAAGCGAAAGUAAACAUGGGGACAUGGAAUGUCCACACCAUGUUUGAACCUAUCAAGGCUGCCCAGAUUGCAAAAGAGAUGAGAAGGUAUAGCAUAGAAGUGUCACGUUGGCAAUCUGCGAGUGCAGAUGGAAUGGAAUGGGAGUGGACUCUCCAAACUGUCAACUGGAGAAUCAAUAAUCUACUCCAAUAUUGUCACCCAGAUGACAACCAAAAGCACACUGAGUUCUCGAGUGGCUAUCGUGAUGUCCCCAACAGCAUCGAAGGCUCUCAUGCAGUGGGAACCAAUCUCCUCCACAAUCAGGAUCAUGACAGCAAAGUUCAACUCAAAAGGAAGGAAGGUCACAAUCAUACAAUGCUACGCUGUGCAUUUACACAUAAUGCAGAUGAAGAAAAAAAGGAGGAAUUCUACAGACAACUGCAAUCAACACUGGACAAGACUCCACUCCAGUUGGCGAUAUCAAAAUUCUAAAGGGUGGGUGACAUGAAUGCCAAACUGAGAGGGCACAACACAGGAAGAGAACUAACCAUGGGUCGAGAAGCGCUCGGUGAGGUGAUGAACGAGAAUGGAGAGUUGUUUGCAGAAUCCUGUGCAUUCAAUGAUUUGGUGAUUGGAGGCCAGGCACUGUGUUCAAGCACAAGGAUAUCCACAAAGCGAGCGACAUGGAUUUCACCAGACACCAGGACACACAAAAAAUCAGACCGACUUCAUCUCAAUCUCAAGAAAAUGGAGACACAGCCUACUGGACAUAAGAUCAGAUCAAGAAGGGGAACAGAUGCAGGUCCACACCGCUCACUGUCUAGUGCAAGGAACCUUCAAAAUCAAAUUGAAAGCCUUCAGGGAAGUUGGUGAUAGACCACAGUCAAGUUCAACAUCCAGAACAGAAACUGAAGGAUGAAACUACAAAGGGAAUCUUCCCGGCCGCCAGCAAUCAAGACAACAUGGGAGAUAUCGAGCAACAUCUCUGAAAAAACCUGUGUGUUCGAACACUGGAACUCUUUGGAAGAGAUGUGGAAAGAAACCUGCAUAACCGUAUUAGGAAGGAAGAAGAAAGAAGACAAGGAAGGGAUCUCGACGGACACAUGGAAGCUGAUAGAGCAGGGAGAGGAGAAUGGUGAAGCAGAAGAUGAACCAGUGCAAGGAUGCUGAAACAGAGGAGGAACUGAAUACAACGUUUACAACACUGGACAAAGAAGUGAAGAAG
Messenger RNA from Heterobilharzia americana, 1305 nucleotides. The record is from the annotation of a GenBank genome assembly. Lineage: Eukaryota; Metazoa; Platyhelminthes; Trematoda; Strigeidida; Schistosomatidae.